UCUACAAUGAGACUUUCCAUCCUGACCUUCAUUUGCUUACAAGGGACUUGUUGGACAUCAGAAUAUUCUUGUGUUAACCAACCAAGAACUGUCCAUGUGAAGGAAGGAGAUUCAGUCACCAUCCCAUGUUCAUAUACCUAUCCUGAGAGCUACAGAGGGAAGUCACAGAUUACUACACAUUGGGGAGAGAGUGAUGGACCAUUCUGCUAUAAUAUCAGAAAAUACAUCACAGAUAAUUCUGGGAAUGUUGUAGAUGAGUAUAAAGAGCGGAUCUCUAGAGUAACCCAUCCUGAUAACCAGACAGAGUCUCUCAUAAUCCGAGGACUGAAAUAUACAGAUGGAGACACUUUCUGCUGUAGAGCGACUAUACAUAGAACUGGAUCUGUAACAUACACCUGGUCUAACUAUGGGACGUUUCUUAAUUUUGCAGAUGGAAAUAGAAUAUCUCAGGUAGAUUUGUUGAUGGCUGUUCCAGGAGAAGAAAUGGUCAUCCCCUGUCACUAUGCACUGAACACCAUUGGUGAAGCGGAACAAGUCACAUGGUAUAGUGGAGAUAAUACACGAUGUAUGGGAAAUAAGAAUAAGAUUUACAGCUGGGACCCCACACACCCAGGAGGUGUAUAUCCCUAUUCACUUGUGAAACCCCCUGAAGAUGUCUCUCUGCGUAUACACAGUGUUCAGAGAAAGGAAUCCUUCCAAUAUUGUUGCCAUGUGACCACCAGUAAGGGACCAAUACAAAGCAGAUUUGGCACAGAACUGAUCAUCACAGGUCCUCCAUUCUCCUCCUCACCCUUCAAUGUUACCCAGCCACAUACCAUCACAGGACAUAGAGGAGAGUCUGUGGCACUAAACUGCUCCUACACAUCCUAUAUGGAGAGGGAUGUCCUGGGGGUCACUAUUUACUGGAGAUUGGGCAACCUAAGCGGACCUUAUGUCUACCACCCCUACAAAGAGAUGGUUCAUCCCGAUUAUAGAGGAAGAACGGGAAUACGAGGAGCAGCAGAUCUCCACAUACAGGGGGUGAAGAUGUCAGAUGACUCCAUGUAUUACUGCUUUGUGAUCAUCAGAUUGUGUAAUGGUAACUUUCCAAUUGACCAUCAAAAACUAAUCCAGUAUGGAGAAGGGACCCGGAUCAUUGUGACAGAUCUCGUCCAGACAGGAUCUCAUCUUCGUACUACAGUCAUUUUUGCCUCUUACGUUGGAUGUAAAUUCUUCAUCUCACUUGUACUUUUCUCUUUAGCUUUUCUCUGUUAUAGAGAUGUAUGAUACAAAACCUGAACAUACUGAACCCCAUAUAUGUCAGAUUAUGUGUUAUAUACAGUAAUAUCUAUUAGACAUGCUUCUUUCAUGGUAGCCGCAUGGUCAGACACGGCAUCACAUGAAACAUAUAAACCAAAUCGUACAGUACAAAAAAAAGUACUAAUACCCACUGGGAAAAUUCCAUACAAGAAGUAACGCUUCCCUAUAUAAUAUCAAACAAUGAUAACGUGUGAGUAUAGGUGAGGGAGUCC
Hyla sarda is the source of this 1511-nucleotide messenger RNA. RefSeq lists its product as uncharacterized. Bases 7 to 1266 code for a protein of 419 amino acids. Lineage: Eukaryota; Metazoa; Chordata; Amphibia; Anura; Hylidae. The record is from RefSeq and is a predicted model, not a curated record. Gene Ontology annotation, biological process: negative regulation of T cell proliferation; cell surface receptor signaling pathway; T cell costimulation. The transcript is spliced from 5 exons. Gene Ontology annotation, cellular component: external side of plasma membrane.